Messenger RNA from Periophthalmus magnuspinnatus, 3026 nucleotides. RefSeq names its product cytochrome P450 7A1 (gene cyp7a1). The record is from RefSeq and is a predicted model, not a curated record. The transcript is spliced from 8 exons. The coding region runs from base 99 to 1640 and encodes 513 amino acids. Gene Ontology annotation, molecular function: cholesterol 7-alpha-monooxygenase activity; iron ion binding; heme binding. Gene Ontology annotation, biological process: cellular response to glucose stimulus; cholesterol catabolic process; bile acid biosynthetic process. NCBI's taxonomy places the organism in Eukaryota, Metazoa, Chordata, Actinopteri, Gobiiformes, Gobiidae.
AUUCACAUUAGUCCGCCUCACGGUGCAGCUGCUCUUAAAGAGACAGCACCCCCCAUCCCAUCCCAUCCUGUGCUUUGCUAUAUUGUGGCUCUUUGGACAUGUUCCUCAGCAUCGCUCUCAUCUGGGCCAUUGUGGUCGGUCUCUGCUGCCUGCUGUGGCUUGCAGUGGGAAUCCGGCACAGACAGCCCGGUGAGCCCAUGGUGGAGAAUGGGCUGAUCCCGUACCUGGGUUGCGCGCUGCAGUUUGGAGCUAACCCUUUGGCUUUCCUCCGGAGCAGACAGAGGAAAUAUGGACACAUCUUCACGUGUAAAAUCGCAGGCCAGUACAUCCACUUCCUGUGCGACCCCUUCUCCUACCACUCCGUCAUCAGGCAGGGCCGGCACCUCGACUGGAGGAAAUUCCACUUUGCCACGUCCGUCAAGGCGUUCGGACACGAGAGCUUUGACCCUCGGCACGGUCACACAACGGAGAACCUGCAUCAGACUUUCCUGAAGACCCUACAGGGAGAAGCUCUGCCCUCACUCAUCCAAACCAUGAUGUGCCACCUCCAGGAUGUCAUGCUGCGCUCCGACACGCUGCACCCAAGAACCCACAAAUGGGAGGUGGAUGGUAUCUUCGCCUUCUGCUACAAGGUGAUGUUUGAGUCUGGGUACCUGACGCUCUUUGGUAAGGAGCUGGGGGAGGAUAAGUGUCAGGCGCGGCAGGCAGCUCAGAAGGCCUUGGUCCUCAACGCACUCGAAAACUUCAAGGAGUUUGACAAGAUCUUCCCCGCUCUGGUGGCCGGGCUGCCCAUUCACGUGUUCAAGAGCGCCUACAGUGCCCGAGAGAACCUGGCCAAGACGAUGCACGCGGAGAGGCUGUCCAAGCGCGAGAACGUGUCUGACCUCAUCUCUAUGCGCAUGCUCCUCAACGACUCCCUGUCCACUUUUAAUGACAUCAGCAAAGCACGCACCCACGUAGCUCUGCUGUGGGCGUCCCAGGCUAAUACUCUACCUGCUACCUUCUGGAGCCUCUUCUACAUGAUCAGGAGCCCUGAAGCCAUGAAAGCCGCUAAGGAGGAGGUGAAGCGACUUCUGGAUGCAGCCGGUUUGACCCCUGACCCCAAUAACCCCACCCUCAAUUUGACCCGCGACCAGCUGGACAACAUGCCAGUCCUGGACAGCAUCAUAAAAGAAGCCAUGCGUCUGUCCAGCGCCUCCCUCAACAUCCGCGUUGCUAAGGAGGACUUCCUGCUUCACCUUGACAACCAGGAGGCUUACCGUAUAAGGAAGGAUGAUGUUAUUGCCCUGUACCCACCCUUGCUGCACUACGACCCUGAGAUCUAUGAAGACCCCUACGAGUACAAGUUUGAUCGCUUCCUGGAUGAGAGUGGGCAGGAGAAGACAGUAUUUUUCCGUAAUGGACGCCGCCUUAGGUACUUCUACAUGCCGUUCGGGUCGGGUGUCACCAAAUGUCCUGGGCGCUUUUUUGCCGUGUACGAGAUCAAACAGUUCCUCACCCUGGUACUGUCCUACUUCGACAUGGAACUCCUGGAGCCUGCCAUCAAAACCCCACCCCUCGACCAAUCUCGUGCAGGUCUGGGUAUCCUCCAGCCCACCUACGAUGUGGACUUUAAAUACAAACUACGGGCCACGAGCUAAAGCGGACAUCACCAUGGACAUUACAGAGGUCGCUAAAGAGUGGACUCCACACUGUAAAAAUGGAUAUCUAUGUUAGUAUUAUUUUGUUUUACAUGUUUAUUUUGUAAUUUCGACCAUUUAUUUUGUAGUUUUGACAUUUUUAGAUUAAUUACGUUAUUUAAACAAAGCCUGUGUUCAAUUGGUCCCAUUUAAGCGCUUCAUUUUCAACAAAAAAGCUGAAAGUGACUAACUGAAAAACUGUUGGCUAAUGCAAGUCAACCUGACACUGUAAGAUAUUUGUUUAACAGCACAAAUCAGCUCUCCAGCUAAAUCAGUUCAAAGUAUCUGAGUAUCUGAUAUCCAAUGCCAACCAAAGCAAACCAGUGCAGAGACAAAGUCAAUAUAGGUUUAAAAUAUCAAAUUAUACAUUAUAUAAUUAAAAUGUUAUGCUAUUAUUAGUAGUAAUGAAGACCUGGCCUUAGAGGACAUCCAAAUUCAACAGACUUAUUAAUUAAAGGUCCUGUAUUGCACAAAAUUGACUAGAAUGUAGUUACAUCAUCAAAAACAUACCUGGAGUUGUGUUUUGUUUCAUUCACACAUGUUUGAGCACUCCUUUAUUAUUAGUCUGCUCAAAAUGCUCUGUUCCACCUUGCAAUGUAAUCUCGUUGUAGUUUUCAAAUUAACAGCUAACUUUGACCUUUUAUUCACUAGAGACUGGCAAUUCCAGGCUUGAAAUUAUCCAAAUGAUUCUAGGUUCUAGGUGUAUGGUGCCUCCUGACAUCACAAGGUGGAGGAGAGUGUUUUCUGUUUGAUAGAAGAACUUUUUUUGUGCUUGUGCUUUAUACAUGUGUGAAUGAAACAAUGUGUUUUGUUGUGUCUCCAGGUAUGUUUGUGAUGAGGAAACAUAACAACCGAUAGAACAAAAAUAGUGUAAUAUAGGCUCUUUAACUGAAAUUGUGUGUAUAAUCUGUUAAAAUGUUGUCUAGGGUCCCCGUAAUGUUUUGAGAUUGGCUUUAAUACAUCUUGAUACAUUUUCAAAUUUCAAGCAAGGUGCACUGAAUAUAAACAGUAGCCUAUACUCAAAAUAAAUAAUUCAAGUUGAAGUCAUGUAGGUAUUGAUUUUUGCAGUGUAGAGUGACUGAAUGUGUAAAUACUGUUUAUAUGUAAAUAGGACUUGCAUGUUUUGUGUGUGCAUUAAUUUGCUGCAGAAGAACAUUUUCUAUGAAGCCAAUAAGCUUUGAGUAUUAGACUAAAGUGUACAGUUGAUAGUGUGUUUUUUAUGAAAUUAUGAAAAUCACUAACUCACAUGUGCGAGUAUCAUUUCACUACAAGUUUAUUAAAAGUCCUUUUGUUUUGUCAAAGCUGUGAAGGCAUUCAACAUUUCAAGCAAUAAACAAGUGACUGUAC